Messenger RNA from Cucurbitaria berberidis CBS 394.84, 918 nucleotides. RefSeq lists its product as uncharacterized. The transcript has a single exon. The coding region runs from base 1 to 918 and encodes 305 amino acids. The record is from RefSeq and is a predicted model, not a curated record. NCBI's taxonomy places the organism in Eukaryota, Fungi, Ascomycota, Dothideomycetes, Pleosporales, Cucurbitariaceae.
AUGACCAGUUUUCGCAAGAAACGACGACCAAGCGAGGUAUUCAACAUGAACUUUAGCUUUGAAAUGGCAUCUAGUAGACGCUCGUGUGAUCGCACACCGCAAAUCAGCCCACGGACUUCAAUCUCGUCAGUGUUCGCGCCCCCAAGCCCAUCGAUCGAAGACUCGUUCAAGAGACAGCGCAUCGACUCUUCAGGUUACGAGUUGAGCCUGACGUUCCCGUUCAGUAGACCGGCACUGGUGGCGCGUGCAAGGGGUCGUGGUUUAGGAAGUCCGGCUACACUACGUCGAGAUUCUGCUUCUCAGGACCCAACAACUUCCUUCGUUCGCCGCAACGUCAUCCCGACAGAAGCCCAUCCAGGCCAGCUCGUUGACUUCGCCAGCCCUGGAUACGACAUUCGCUUCUCGCCACCCAGCCCGCUGAGCGAGUACAAGCUGCGUAUGGGUACGAAAGAGUAUCACGACUACCUCGCUACCUCGCUUAGGAGGAAAAGCUUCCCCAGCGGUGAAGAGACGACGCAACAACAAAGGAACGAGAUGAAGAUGCUCGUCAGACUAGACAAACUAGAGACGGAGGCUAAAGAGUUUGCGGCCAACAAGCCAUCUGCAACGGGGAGGAAGAGAGCAUGCACACUUGAGCGCAGAGACCGGACGAGACGGAAGUCUGCUGCUCGUUCUACUAGUUCGGGCUCGAAUGCUUCUAGUACCACGAUUACUCCUGCCACUAUGUCUUCUUCGUCCACAGCGACGGUGGGUCCGGGUACCCUGAAACGAUCAACGAGUGAUCCUAGUACCGAGAAGUUUCUCGGUCAUGUCCGCGCGAGUGUCGAGGCGAGGAAAUUGGCGGCUGCGAAUUGGCGAAACUAUCCCGUCUUUGCUGAUGAGGUUGAGAAGGGGUUUCUGAGUGACGCACCACUGUAA